Messenger RNA from Frankliniella occidentalis (western flower thrips), 573 nucleotides. RefSeq names its product elongin-B-like. Lineage: Eukaryota; Metazoa; Arthropoda; Insecta; Thysanoptera; Thripidae. Gene Ontology annotation, molecular function: protein binding. The coding region runs from base 205 to 567 and encodes 120 amino acids. The transcript is spliced from 4 exons. The record is from RefSeq and is a predicted model, not a curated record. Gene Ontology annotation, biological process: transcription elongation by RNA polymerase II. Gene Ontology annotation, cellular component: VCB complex; elongin complex.
AGGGGGAUGGUGGGGUGGGGAGUCGGGGACGGGACGGUGUUGCAGUUGCAGUUGCUGUGGCAGGUGUCUUGCCUUGAUUUUAAUUUAGACUGACCAAAGUUUGCUGAGACGUCGAGCUGAAUAUUUACCGUCUGUUGCUGUUUUUCACAGGACAGAGCAGCCUCGACCACACAUGCAUAGCCAGUAUUUGUAACUAAUUUCAAGAUGGAUGUCUAUCUUAUGAUAAGAAGGAAGAAAUUGACAAUCUUCACUGAUGCAAAAGAAAGCACCACCGUCCUGCAGUUAAAGAAGAUGAUCCAAGGCAUCACGAAAUUUGCUCCCGAAAAUCAGCAGCUUUAUAGUAAAGAUAAUGAGCUAAUGGAGGAAGGCAAGAGCCUAUUGGAUUGUGGUAUCACUGCCAAUUCUGCAAAGGCUCAAAGCCCUGCACAAGUUAACCUUGCAGUUCGAGACGAGAGUGGUCAAUUUGAGUCCCUUGAUCUUACUCAGUAUUCUUCACCUCCAGAUCUUCCUGAUGUGAUGAAAGUUCAGGAGCCCAAUGGCAGUGAUGAGAGGCUUACCUCUCGAUAACUGCCC